Rhincodon typus (whale shark) is the source of this 3628-nucleotide messenger RNA. RefSeq names its product acetyl-CoA carboxylase. The transcript is spliced from 26 exons. Gene Ontology annotation, biological process: fatty acid biosynthetic process. Gene Ontology annotation, molecular function: metal ion binding; ATP binding; acetyl-CoA carboxylase activity. The coding region runs from base 422 to 3628 and encodes 1068 amino acids. NCBI's taxonomy places the organism in Eukaryota, Metazoa, Chordata, Chondrichthyes, Orectolobiformes, Rhincodontidae. The record is from RefSeq and is a predicted model, not a curated record.
GCUGCACGCGAAGUUAAAUUAGGCAUUAGUAGGAAGGGUUCAGGUUACUGCAGUUGGCUCAAACUUUGUUGCUCUUUUUAAAAAAAGUUCCUUUCCUGCAGUAGUAAGGGGCCGUUUGAAUUGUUGGGAUUCAAGAUAACUUAGUAGAGCGAAGUUGAAGGAAAUUGCUCAAUCAGCAAGAGUUAAGUCCUGUGUAUGUAACCCGCCUCUUCCUGAGUGAGUUUGGAUACCAGAGAAUGUAUAUAACUUGCACAAGUUGCAGAUGUUAUGUCUGCUGAGUUUAUGAAAGAAUUUGUACACAGGAGAGUGGGAAGUUAAAAGUCAGUAUGUUAUUCUGCCGUUUGGACUUGUUGUCAGGGGGCUGGAAAUGAAUAAAGCUUUGUAGUUCACUGAGGACAAAAAUGUAAGCUUGAAUUCUUCCAUGGCAGGGAAAAGCAAUCCACCUUCUACAUUGUUUCAGCAUCUGAGGAGAUCUAACAUGUCAAACUUACACCUAACGAAGAAGGGCAGGGAAGAACAACGGCUAAAUCUGCAUCGAAACUUCACAGUCGCUUCCCCUGCAGAAUUUGUAAUUCGGUUUGGUGGGAACCGGGUUAUUGAAAAGGUUCUGAUUGCCAACAAUGGCAUUGCAGCUGUUAAAUGUAUGCGGUCCAUCCGCAGAUGGUCCUACGAAAUGUUUCGAAACGAAAGAGCAGUUAGGUUUGUUGUCAUGGUUACUCCUGAAGAUCUGAAGGCCAACGCAGAAUACAUCAAAAUGGCAGAUCAGUAUGUACCAGUCUCUGGAGGACCCAACAACAAUAAUUAUGCUAAUGUAGAGCUGAUUGUGGACAUUGCAAAGAGAAUCCCAGUGCAGGCAGUUUGGGCCGGCUGGGGACAUGCCUCUGAGAACCCUAAACUUCCAGAACUCCUUCAGAAAUAUAACAUUGCAUUUCUAGGUCCUUCAAGUCAGGCUAUGUGGGCACUAGGAGAUAAAAUAGCCUCCUCCAUUGUAGCACAGACUGCAGGGAUCCCAACAUUGCCUUGGAGUGGAAACGAUCUGAUUCUUGAAUGGACAGAGGAAGAUCAGAAACUGAAGAAGAUUGUCAGUGUUCCUAAAGAAGUGUACAUGAAUGGCUGUGUACGAGAUGCCACUGAAGGUUUAGAGGCUGCAGAAAAGAUCGGUUAUCCAGUAAUGAUUAAAGCAUCUGAAGGUGGUGGAGGAAAAGGCAUUCGCAAAGUUGAUAGUGCAGAUGAUUUUCCUAACCUCUUCAGACAAGUUCAGACUGAGGUUCCGGGAUCUCCGAUUUUCGUCAUGCAGAUGGCCCAACAUGCACGACACCUUGAGGUGCAGAUCCUGGCAGACCAGUAUGGAAAUGCUAUCUCAUUGUUUGGGAGGGAUUGUUCCAUUCAACGUAGGCAUCAGAAGAUCAUUGAGGAGGCACCUGUUACUAUAGCAACUCAAUCAGUGCUUGAGUAUAUGGAACAGGUAAUAUUUGACUGCAAUAUUUCUUUUAGGAAUAUGGUUCUAGCGCUUAAGGAACUCUCAAUCCGUGGAGACUUUAGAACAACUGUCCAGUAUUUGAUCAAGCUGUUGGAAACAGAGAGCUUUCAGCUUAACACCAUUGAUACUAGCUGGCUUGACCACCUCAUCGCUGAUAAAGUACAGGCAGAGAGACCAGAUACAAUGCUUGGAGUGGUGUGUGGUGCUUUACAUGUGGCAGAUUCAGCCUUUCAAACAAGUAUGACCAACUUCCUACAUUCUCUUGAAAGAGGUCAGGUUCUCCCAGCAAACAGCCUGUUAAAUGCAGUAGAUGUGGAGCUUAUUUAUGAAGAAACUAAAUAUUCCUUGCAGGUGGCCCGUCAGUCAUUGACGCUUUAUGUUGUUAUUAUGAACAACUCGCAUAUUGAGAUUGACGUUCACCGGCUAAGUGAUGGAGGCCUCUUAUUAUCCUAUGAUGGCAAUAGUUACACUACGUACAUGAAAGAGGAGUUAGACAAGUAUUUGAUCACUAUUGGUAACAAGACUUGUGUGUUUGAGAAGGAGAAGGAUCCCACUGUAUUGAGGUCUCCCUCUGCUGGAAAACUACUGCAGUACCUCGUUGAAGAUGGAAGUCAUGUCUUUGCAAAACAUUGCUAUGCAGAGAUUGAGGUGAUGAAGAUGGUGAUGGCUUUGGCUGUUGAAGAAUCAGGAUGUGUACAUUAUGUAAAGAGACCAGGCGCCUGCCUAGAGCAAGGCUGCAUAGUAGCUAAAAUGGAAUUAGAUGACCCCAAGAAAGUUCAUACAGCCCAUUUGCACACAGGAGUCUUUCCACCACAGCAGUCGUCAGCUAUUGUUGGCAAGAAACUCCAUCAGGUCUUUCAUAGUGUGCUAGAGAACCUGGUCAAUGUUAUGAAUGGUUACUGUUUGCCUGAACCCUACUUCAGCACUAAGGUUAAAAGGUGGAUCACAAAACUGAUGACAACUCUGCGAGACCCUUCCCUACCACUUCUUGAGUUGCAAGACAUUAUGACGAAUGUUUCAGGCAGGAUUCCUGCAAGUGUGGAGAAGGCCAUUCGAAAAGUGAUAGCCCAGUAUGCUAGUAACAUCACUUCCGUGCUUACUCAAUUCCCCAGCCAGCAGAUUGCCAACAUCUUGGAUAGCCAUGCAGCCACCCUUCAGCGGAAAGCAGACAGAGAAGUCUUCUUUAUGAACACACAGAGCAUUGUCCAGUUGGUGCAGCGCUAUCGAAGUGGGAUUCGUGGGCACAUGAAAUCAAUUGUCCUUGACCUGCUGAGGCGGUAUCUGAGUGUGGAAACACAGUUUCAGCAAGCUCAUUAUGACAAAUGUGUGAUCAACUUGAGAGAACAGUACAAACCUGAUAUGACACCAGUACUUGACUGCAUCUUCUCUCAUGCACAGGUGGCCAAGAAAAACAUCCUGGUUAUCAUGUUAAUUGAUCAGCUUUGUUUGCGAGAUCCCACAUUGACAGAAGAGCUGAUGGUAAUUUUAAAUGAACUAACACAACUCAGCAAAAUGGAGAACUCUAAGGUGGCACUACGAUCCAGGCAGGUUUUGAUUGCAUCACACCUGCCCUCCUAUGAACUACGGCAUAAUCAAGUGGAGUCCCUCUUCCUGUCUGCUAUUGAUAUGUACGGCCACCAGUUCUGUCCUGACAAUCUAAAAAAACUGAUCCUCUCAGAGACCUCCAUUUUUGAUGUUCUGCCCAGCUUCUUCUAUCAUGUCAAUCAGGUUGUACGGAUGGCAGCUCUUGAGGUAUAUGUGCGGAGAGCAUACAUUGCCUAUGAACUCAACAGCGUACAACACCAUCAACUGCGUAAUGACAUUUGUGUGGUGGAUUUCCAGUUCUUACUUCCUUCAUCUCACCCAAACAGGAUGUGUGUUCCAACCAGCACAGUCCACUACGAGCUGAAUCGACAAAGCAAUGACCUCUUCAUAACUAGCAUGCCAUCUUCUAUAUGUCAGCGAAUGGGACUCAUGGUUGCAUUUGAAGCAUUUGAAGAUUUAGUUAAAAACUUUGAAGAAAUGAUUGCCUGCUUUGCUGACCCAUUUCUGGACAGUCCACUAUUUUCUGAAACGAGAUCCACCUUCUUUGACCAAACAGAUAUUAAGGUGAGUUAUGAUCCCCUAGCUUUAUUUGAUUUGGUUUAA